AUGGCUGCUCCACGUCACCACCCCUUCGACCCUCUUACCCCCGAGGAAAUCUCCAGGGCGGCCAGAAUAGUCCAUCCGCAUUUCGGGGGCCAAACCCCAAAUUUUAGGGUCAUUACUCUGCAGGAACCUCCCAAGCAGCAGAUGAUUGCAUAUCUCGACAAGGAGCACCGCAAGCAGCCAAUUGGCCAGGUGCCUACUCGCUGCGCCCGCGUCGAGGUCGUUAUCACCGGGCCCAAACAGAACAACAAUCUCUUUGAGCUGUUUGUCGACCUCGACGACAAUAAGGUAUUCGAGAAGAAGCACCUCGAAGGGAAGCAUUCCUACAUCGAUGCCGAAUACAUGCAGGCUGUCGAGAAGGCAUGUCUAGCCAACCAAAGGGUUCAAGAGGAAAUACGCUCCCUAGACCUUCCAUCCGGGUCAACCGUUGUUGUUGAGCCCUGGGCGUACGCAACCGAUGGUAUGAAUGACAUGACCACACGUGUUACCAUGUGCUGGUUCUACCUCCGUCUGCUAGAGAGCCCGGAUGCAAACUACUAUGCGUACCCCCUCGAGAUAUGCGCAGAGGUAUCCGAGGCCCUCGAAGUUAAUAAAGUCUACCGUCUGCCUACUACGCCACAUGAGAGAAUCAAUAAUAUUCAGAAGCCCUUUGACCGCCGUAGGAUCCACUCAACAGCAGCAAGCGAGUACCACCCAGACCUGCGACCAAGUCCACGAACAACCACCAAGCCAUACCAGGUGAUCCAGCCAGAGGGGCCCUCCUUCCGAAUCCACGGGAACUAUGUAGAGUGGGAGAAGUGGAGCUUCAGAGUAGGCUUCAACUACCGCGAGGGAAUGUCAUUACAUGAUAUCAGGUACGGCGGCCGAGACUUAUUUUAUAGACUGUCUCUUGCAGAGAUGUUUGUCCCUUACGGUGACCCUCGUGCGCCGUACCCUCGAAAAGCUGCGUUUGAUCUUGGAAAUGAUGGUGCUGGCAUUAAUGCAAACAACCUUCAGUUGGGAUGCGACUGCCUCGGAACUAUCAAGUAUUUCGACGCCUACCAUAACACAUCAGGGGGUGAGCCACUCAAGAUGCCAAAUGUGGUAUGCUGCCACGAGCAAGACGACGGUAUCCUCUGGAAGCACGCCAAUUUCCGUACACAAGUACCCAUCGUCACACGCUCUCGGAUCCUUGUGCUACAGACUAUCAUUACCGUGAGUAACUAUGAGUAUAUCUUUGCUUUCCACUUCUGUCAGGAUGCCUCCAUCUUCUACGAAGUACGGGCUACAGGUAUAUUAUCAACGGUCCCCUCAAGCUUGGAUGUCAAGAAUGUCCCUUAUGGAACUAUUGUUGCGCCAGGUGUACUAGCGCCGUACCACCAGCACCUCUUCAGUCUUCGAAUUGAUCCCGCCAUCGACGGUCAUUCUAACUCACUGGUUAUCGAAGAGUCAAAGCCUCUACCUGUCGGAGACCCUUCUGUUCAUAACCCAUUUGGCAUUGGAUAUAUAACUGAAAGUCACAUCGUUGAGGAAGAAGGAGGCUUUGACCUUGAUUUCUCUAAGAACCGUAACUACAAGUUCAUUAACGAGAAUAACAUCAACCCUAUUACAAACACGCCUGUAGGGUUCAAGCUCCUCCCUCAAUACAGCCAAAUGCUGCUGUCACACCCUAACUCCUUCCACGCAAAACGCUCCGAGUUUGGGCAGCAUGCCGUGUGGGUGACUCGCUACGAAGACAACGAUCAUUUCCCUUCAGGUAAAUAUACUAUGCAGUCUUCCGGCGGCGACGGUAUCGCAUCCGCUAUUGAAAAACGAAGGGCAACAGGCAUUGCGCAGUCAGUCCGGAACCAGGACAUUGUUGUCUGGCACACAUUUGGUUCCACUCAUAACCCUCGGAUUGAAGACUGGCCCGUCAUGCCUAAUGAGAAGUUUAUGGUCGGCCUUAAACCAGUUAAUUUCUUCUCUGGGAACCCCGGGCUGGAUGUCGCCGUGUCAACGCAGGAUAGGAAUAAGAGCGUACUAUAUACUGAAGCGAUUGAGAACACAGGGGGUUCAUGCUGUCAAUCUAGGCUAUAG
Molecule: messenger RNA, 2052 nt
Organism: Clonostachys rhizophaga
Lineage: Eukaryota; Fungi; Ascomycota; Sordariomycetes; Hypocreales; Bionectriaceae
Source: the annotation of a GenBank genome assembly